CACGGUAUGGUGGGAGCGAAACCGUUCACGGGGAUCGGCGGUAAAGCGUUCGCUCGCUCGCUCGUAGAAAACAAGUUCGCGAGUAUAACGGCCGCGUACGUUCGCGUUUCUCGAUACUAUCGAGACCUCCCUGCGUUCCCUGUCAGUGUGCUACACCUGCACCCGCCGAGAAUCUGUUAUGAGAGUGUCGAACGUAUACGGGAUACGCGAGUGUAGGUAGGAUUCGCGUACGCGAAUGCCCGGAGGGUAAUCAAUCCCGUGUGUGAGUGUGGUGUCCGUCGUGUCGCACGAUUGCCAGACGGGCGAUCGCGACUGACUUCGCAUCGCACGGCUAACUUCACAGCGUCGCUUGUGAACGAAGCGCGUUGCAAAGCGCGAUUUAUCGAGGUAGUCGAUAAAGGGUGGCCAGCCUUGUCGGCUGGGCCUUUGUCGAUUACGUGGAAAGAGGAACGAGAGCGUCCGCAGAGGUGUGAGUGCCCGCAGCGUGAACGGAUUGGCAAGGCCACAUCGUGCGUGCGCGUAUGCUGCAAUAUCUGGAGAGGACCACUGCGAAUGGGGGCACGGGUUGACAUAUGAAUGGUGUCGCGGUCACAGGGACACAGGCCUCGUACGUGAAUUCUCUGGUCAAGAUGUCAACGACCACUGAUGUCAAUGACUUGGCAGACACCCCGAAGGAAGGAACACCGAUCUUCCUGCAGACACGCGCGGCCCAGGGUAUCGCCGGUGUAUUCGUAUGGGUGGCACUCUUUCUCACUUGCCAACAGAUCUAUCAGCAUCUGAGGUGGUACACAAAUCCCACGGAACAGAGAUGGAUAGUGCGGAUCCUAUUUAUCGUGCCCAUUUAUGCGACAUAUUCCUGGAUCUCGCUGUUGUUCUUCAACAGUGAGAGUUACUAUGUCUACUUCUUCACGGUGCGAGACUGUUACGAGGCGUUUGUUAUAUAUAACUUUCUGUCACUGUGCUACGAGUACCUAGGUGGUGAGGGGAAUAUUAUGUCGGAGAUCAGAGGCAAGCCGAUACGUUCCAGCUGCCUGUAUGGUACCUGUUGCCUAGUUGGGAAGACAUAUACCAUUGGCUUUCUAAGAUUUUGCAAGCAAGCCACCCUACAGUUCUGUUUAGUUAAACCAGUCAUGGCGUUUGUCAUCAUAUUCUUGCAAGCCUUCGGCCAUUACAGAGAUGGAGAUUGGUCUCCCGAUGGUGGCUACAUUUACAUCACUGUAAUUUACAAUAUCAGUGUGUCGCUUGCACUUUAUGGGUUGUUUCUAUUUUAUUUCGCUACAAGAGACCUGCUGACGCCAUUCGAGCCUGUGCUCAAAUUUUGUACAGUGAAGAGCGUGAUCUUUCUGUCAUUCUGGCAAGGAGUAUUACUAGCCAUUUUGGAAAAGGCAAAUGUCAUUUCACCCGUUAUAAACAGUUUGGGUCAAUCAACAAGCGCUGGUACUGUCUCUGCUGGUUACCAAAAUUUUCUUAUCUGCAUUGAAAUGUUGUUUGCCGCUGUAGCUUUGCGUUAUGCGUUCCCGUAUCAAGUAUAUGCAGCUGGCUGCGUUACUGACUCUAGAGGUAGAAGCGUGACGAUGCAAAGCAUCAGUAGCAGUUUAAAAGAAACUAUGAAUCCAAAAGAUAUUAUGACCGAUGCCAUCCAUAAUUUCCAUCCACAGUAUCAACAGUACACGCAGUAUAGUGCUGGAGGCCCGAAAGGACAACGUGGUAUGCGAGUAUCCAGCUUCGAUCCAGAUGAUCCGCAAAAUAUGCCGGUACCACCACCGCAAAGGCGAAACGUCUCUCAUCAGCGCGUCGCCACGAUUUCGCAAAACUAUAACGAGAAAACGAUGUUGUUGAGCAGCGAUGAUGAAUUUCAAUAAAGCACACACGCACGCACGCUCGCACGCAGAUGCAUGCGCGCACAUGCGUUUUAGAGAAUGUGAUUUAAGCCCGGAUUGUAUUGACGGAUGUUGCAUUACAAUGCGGGACUUCCAUGAGACUCCCUAGAAACCCGCUUUCGAAACAUAAAAGAGAAAAAAAAAGAUACCUUUUAAGCGAUUACGCGCGAAACGAAAUGACUUACGUAGAAACGCAAUGUUCUCUCGGGAAUACAAAACAGAUACAGAUUAGCAAGGAUGAGGAAAAGAUAUAUCGCGUGGGGUGUAAGAGCGCAUUACGCUACACUGUAAUAGUUCCAUAAUGUUACAUCCAUGUUAAUUAUAUAUGUAUUAUGUUAUAACAUACGAGUAAAUAGUAUAGAAGAUAUUUAUUUUAAUAUGCUGAGGCGUGUUUGAGGCAGUGUUAUCUAUAUACCUGUGGCUCUACUCUCUCUACGACACUGUAUAAGAGAUUAAUUGCACGAUAAAAAAGUAACUCUUCGUAAAUAAGUGAAUGUAAUUAUAUAGUACUUAAUUUUAUAGAAUCACAGUUUCCUUGGAUUAUGAUCGUUCGUGAUACGUCUACGUCGACACAUGUUUACACUUUUUAUUUUCUUUCUUUACUUUUAGUUGCGUUCAGUUUGAAUUCUCGCAUUUAUAUCCGUAGAAAGUCUCGGAGCUUCAAGUAGGAGCCACAAAAAUGUUUGCGUCCUUCUCUACAGUCUUGUAAAAUUACUUCUCUUCUUUAGUCCUACGAGAUUCAUACAUGUAUAUAUCAUUGCAGUAGAUUAUCGAUAGAUUCUGAAAACGCAGGAGAGUUGACGAAUAUCUCAUCAAUGAGAGCCUUUUAAUAAAAAGAAAAAGAAAACAAAAAGAGACAAAGAAAUUAUAUAAUACAUUAUACGCGCAAAAAAGUGCAAAGACAAUUGAUGGGUAUUGUGUCAGAUGUGAAUAAAAAUUUGGUAUUUGGUGUCUUUAUGUAUAUAACUGUGUAAUAAUCCUCAUAUUUUUUUUAAAACAUAAGAGAAAUGGGAAAUCUAUUUUAUAUGACAGCACACGGUACUCAAAUCUUUCGUUGCCGUUUAAGAACAAAAGAAACGAGUAAGGAACAAAUAAAAACAAAUCUGUGAACAAAUUUUAUUGUCCUACUACAUCUCAGAAUAAAGAGACGAAAUGAUUAUA
Molecule: messenger RNA, 3041 nt
Organism: Ooceraea biroi (clonal raider ant)
Lineage: Eukaryota; Metazoa; Arthropoda; Insecta; Hymenoptera; Formicidae
Gene: Tmep
Product: Transmembrane endosomal protein
Source: RefSeq, a predicted model, not a curated record